AUGGAUGUUAUAAAUUCUACAGUAGUAUGCACACAUCCUUCUAAUAAUUAUCACGAGAGUGUGUGGAGGUUAGGAAACCCACUUGCUUCCCCCACUCCUCUUCUCUUUCUGCAGGUUUCACUUAUUACUGUAGUCACACAACUCAUGGAUGCUUGUCUCAAACCAUUAGGACAAACCUCCCUUGUAUCUCAAAUUCUCGGAGGAUUGGUAUUUGGUCCAUCAAUGUUGGGGCACAAAGAGAUGGUGACACGCAUCUUAUUCCCUAUGAAAGGUUCUCUAAUACUUGACACAGUAGCAAGUUUCUUCCUCAAUUUCUUCUACUUCAUAUGUUGUGUAAAGAUAGAUACUGGAACAAUGCUGAAAACAGAAAAACAAGCCAUGACAAUUGGUAUUUCUGUAUUCGCAUUUGCAUUUGUAAUCCCUCUUGGAUUAUCCUUUGCAUUGACCAGUUUUGUUUCCAUGGACAAAACCCUCGCCGCUGCUCUCCCAUUAAUAGCCAUGUCGCAAAGCUUUACGGUAUUCAUCAGCAUAUCAGUCCUUCUAACAGAGCUUAAAAUCCUAAACACCAAUGUCGGCCGUCUAGCAUUAUCAUCGGCGAUGUUUACCGAUGUUGUUAGUAUCCCUACGAUAACACUUAUAUUUGCAGUAUUGCAUGUUAAACAUAGUAAUAAGAGUAUGCUGACACUACUAUGGAUCCUUCUAUCCAUAGGUGCACUUGUGGUUGUUAUCAUCUAUGUAAUAAGGCCGACUAUAAUAUGGUAUGUAGGCCGGUUAAAUGGAAAUCCGAUCGACGAACUUUGCAUUGUCUGUAUCAUUUUGUGUGUUCUCUUCACUUCAUUUUGCAGUGAGUUCAUUGGACAGCACUAUGGUAUGGGGCCAAUAGUUUUAGGCUUGGUUGUUCCUGAAGGGCCGCCUUUAGGAUCGACUUUGAUUACGAAAAUGGAAACGGUUUUUGUUGCCUUUUUGUAUCCAUUAUACCUUGCUGUCAAUGGAUUGCAGACUGAUAUAUUCAAAAUCAGCUUUCAGGCUACUUGGAUUAUAACUGUGAUAGUGAUAGUUGGUUUUGUCGCAAAGAUCAUUGCUGUUAUUUUGCCAGGUUAUUAUUACAAUGUUCCCAUGAAAGAUUGUGUUCUGAUUGGGCUAGUUCUCAAUGGCAGAGGUAUAGCUGAGCUCUCCAUGUACAAUUUAAUGAAGAACGGCCAGCUACUAACAGGACAACUGUUCUCUUUGUUGGUGGUGACCCUUAUAGUGAUAAAUGGUAUCAUAGCACCACUGGUAAAAUUGACAUAUAAUUCUUCAGUCGAGUAUCAUUCAGCAAAAAGAAUUUCAAUUCAACAUAUAAAGCGAGAUUCCGAGCUCCGAAUCAUGGUAUGCUUUAACAAGAAUGAAAACAUCCCAACAAUGCUCAACAUCAUAGAAGCAUCGUGUGCAAGCAGAGAGAGCAAUGUUGAAGUUAUAGCACUUCUCCUUGUAGAGCUUCUUGGAAGGUCAAGGCCUCUUCUUGUCGCUCACCAACCACAUGACACGCUUCCGAUAACCAAUUGUGAUUCAACUCAACUGGACAACGCAUUGAAGCAAUAUGCACAGCUCAAUGAUGGGUGUGCACAUGUUCAAUCAUUCACAUCAAUCUCCGACUUCGACACAAUCCACGAGGACGUCUGUGGAAUAUCCUUCGACAGAAGAGCCAACAUUUUGAUCAUGCCAUUCCACAAAAGAUGGGAGAUAGAUGGAACGGUUGAGGUAAAAAAUAGAGGAAUCCAAACAAUAAACAUUAAAGUCCUCGAAAGAGCGCCUUGUUCAGUCGGAAUCCUCAUAGACCGAGCUAUCUUAAGCGGUUGUCCAUCGCUUUUAUUCGGCAAACCAACAUACUAUGUAGCAGUAAUCUUCAUUGGAGGUGCAGACGAUGCUGAAGCACUAGCCUAUGCUAGUAGAAUGGCUAGGCACGAGCGUGUGAAUGUAACAGUUAUUAGGUUCCUUGUUUUUGGAGAAGAGAAUUCAAAAGAUAGAAAAUAUGAGACCGAUCUUGUAGAUGAAUAUAGAAAUUAUAACAAUGGAAAUAGCAGGUUUGAGAUAAGUGAAGAAGUUGUGAGAGAUGGAAUAGAAUUUUUUUCUAGUGUAAGAAGAAUGGUAGAUUGUUUUGAUUUAGUUAUGGUAGGGAGGUCACAUCCACAAUCAGUUUUGUUACAUGGACAUGAGCAAUGGAAUGAGUGUCCCGAGUUAGGUGUGGUUGGUGAUAUGUUGGCUUCACAGGAUUUUGCGACAAAAGCAUCAGUGUUGGUUGUGCAACAACAAAGAAUGGGAGGGAAAUUCAUUAACCAACAUGUUAUGCCAAGUCAAAGAGAUCAGCUUGUACAUAACGUUCCAAUGAAUGAACCACCAAUACCUUCUUGUACCAUUUCAAUGGAUAAAUAG
Molecule: messenger RNA, 2412 nt
Organism: Vicia faba (fava bean)
Lineage: Eukaryota; Viridiplantae; Streptophyta; Magnoliopsida; Fabales; Fabaceae
Source: the annotation of a GenBank genome assembly